AUGGGCUGCUGCAGCAAUAAACCUCAUUCCACCCAAUUAUCGAGAUUUGCUGGUAAUAAUAGCCAAACUGAAGAUAUAGUGUCUCCAUCCUUAAGGACUCUCAUAGUCCCCGAUGUCUCCGGAGGAGAUUUGAGGAUCGGCUUUACCAACUUAUGCAGUGAAAGCAUGCUCAAAACAAAUCUACAAUUUCAGAAGGAUUUGCCAAUUUGAGGAUUAGUUUUACCGAUCUUUGGAUCUCCUCGAGACGCCAAGAUUAUGGAGGUUCAUAAGCGCGGAGGUGCUAUAUUUCAACAUUUAUUCGUUGUCCUUAUUGUCUCCAAGAUUUCUAUGACGAUCUCACGACAAGCAGAUUUUCUGAACAUUUAUUAGUAUGUAAAAGGCACAGCAAUUUCAUUGUAAAUGAGGAUUUAAAUUGUGAUUUAUCAAAGGAUUCAUCAUAUGGAGAUAAAAUUGAAUGACUUAGAAAUGAGAUAAAUAAAAUCCGAAUUCCUUGACAUUCUGGAAUAGAAGUAAAAUGGCGGCGCUGAUGGAAAUUGGACUCUGAGGCUCUCUCCCUAUGGAGCAGAUAGGAAUUAUCCCUGAUAAAGCUGAAAAGAGGGCCUCUGUCCCUUUUGAAAUAGCCUUCAGGCUUUGGAUGCCUUGCGAAGAUGAAAGUUUUGUUUUUCCCCCUGAGGGUUUUCCCUGUCCUGCCAGAUUGCUAGAUAGGUUUUUGCCUACCACAUAAUCUUCGUGUUGAAGCCAUCGGAACUAUCUACAGAAGGUGGCUCUACCUUAGGGAGCUGAAUUCUUGGACAAAUGGAUAAGGUUGGAAAUUCAAAUAUCAGCCUUCCAUUUUUUUAUUUGAACUCAGAGGACGAUGAAGACUGCUAUUUUUUGAGCCGAGACAAGGCAGCUUGCUCGCUUAUGGUAGUUUAACCGUUUAAUAUAUUGGCAUUCUGAACAUAUGAAAUUUAGAGUGAAAAGAGGAGAUAUUAUAAAAACUUCUAUGAAAAAUAUUCUUGGCUUUUCUACUAUUGAUUUUCACAAAGAGUUUCAGGUCAAUUUUGAUGGAGAGCUUGCAAUGGAUGCUGGUGGAUUAUUAAGAGAAUGAUUUACGAUUUUAACAAAAAAACUUUUUUCAGAAAAAACAGAGUUAUUUAAAUUAGCGAACACUAAAUGCGUAAAUUAUACUUUUCCAAAUAUUAUAGAUGAAGCAAGGAUUAAUGAAUAUAUUUUUACUGGAAAACUAAUAGGAAAAGCCAUUUUUGAAAACGUUCCUAUUUAUUGUCCAUUUACACCAAUCAUUUUUAAACAUAUUGUCGACGAAGAAAUUCAAUUUAAAGAUCUUUCUCAAGUUGACUAUGAAGUAAAGUCUAUUUAGCUUUAUAACUCACUGCUAUAUAUUUAGAUAAAUUAAAAUAGCAAUACCUGCAAGCCUGUCCUCUUGGCGAAACAGUCCAGAUGGUCACGGCGAACUGGAGACGGACUCCGAGAAAAGAAUCUAGUGUAACCUUAGAUGUUAUCAGGCUAGGUUUAGCUACCUUCCUGUGGUUGGAAAUGAAAGUGCCUUGCCAAUGUCCUUCGGAUCAAAGAACCCAUUGUCUCUCCUCUACCGAAAAGCUUGGGUUUCGGCCCAGUCCACAGGAGAGCUGUCUUUUCCUGUAGCUAUAAAGGAAGGGACUUCAGCAAUCAACAGACUCCAAGGAACUAAUUAGUAGAAUCAAGCUUCUCCAAUCGCCCACCAUAGGGAGGCAGAAAUCCAUAAGCCACCAACUCAAGACUGAAUUCGCAAGGCGAAUAGAAGACAGAAGGUACUGGAAGUGGCAUCCACCUCGGGGGAAAGACCUUCGGGGCUGGAGUCGAAAAGCGGUUGAAUCUCCUCCACAGGAGGUCUUUGGUGGCUGCAUCAUCAAUGUGACUAGCUCCUAACUUCUAAUAACCCUAAUCAUUGCUAUAUAUUUUAGAAAAUCCUGUGAAAAAUGUAAUAUUUGAGACAUUUACUGUAGAAAAAGAACAUAAAGGGGUUUUAACUAAAUAUUCUUUAAAAGAGCAUGGAUCUGAAAUUAUGGUAGACGAUGACAAUAAAUCGGAAUAUGCCAAUCUCAGAUGAAAAUUUGAAACAACUGACAAUCUCCAAGCUGGCUUGAUGUAUCUCCUUCAUGGUUUCUAUUCAGUGAUUCCUAAAAAUUUAGUUUCUAUUUUUACCUCCCAAGAAUUUGAACUAUUACUGUGUGGGUUGCCUUAUAUUGAGUUAGAUGAUUGAAGAAAAAACACAAUAUAUCGUGGCGAUUUUACUAGAAAAAGCAGAAUAAUAAAGUGGUUUUGAAGAAUUUUAAGACAUUUCAGCCAGAAGAAAUUAUCAGACUUAAUUACUUUUGUAACUGGAACUCCUCGGCUUCCAGUUGAAGGGUUUUCAUCUUUGAAAACCAUGAGAGGAGACCCAGCAAAAUUUACUAUAGAGUCUAUUCCUUGUGAAAAUGAUAAUGCCUUGCCUCGUGCUCAUACCUGCUUCAACAGGUUGGAUUUACCUAAAUAUACAAGUCGACAGAGUUUAAAAAAAGGUCUUCUGUAUGUUAUAAGAAACCAUAAAUUCGGCUUUGGAAUUGAAUAA
Molecule: messenger RNA, 2590 nt
Organism: Blepharisma stoltei
Lineage: Eukaryota; Ciliophora; Heterotrichea; Heterotrichida; Blepharismidae
Source: the annotation of a GenBank genome assembly